This is a messenger RNA of Fibroporia radiculosa, 1578 nucleotides long. RefSeq lists its product as uncharacterized. The record is from RefSeq and is a predicted model, not a curated record. Gene Ontology annotation, biological process: carbohydrate metabolic process. The coding region runs from base 1 to 1578 and encodes 525 amino acids. Lineage: Eukaryota; Fungi; Basidiomycota; Agaricomycetes; Polyporales; Fibroporiaceae. The transcript has 8 exons.
AUGACUGCGACACGGUGUUUGCUCGUCCUCGUCGCGUUUUUCCUCGCGUCGCCCACUCCUUUGCGCGCACAAAAUCUCUCCUCAGCCCAGCUGGAAGGCGUCGAGUACAACCUCUGGCUCGGAGCACAGCAGACAUGGGAGCUCGGCACAGAGGCCGAGGCACUUGUCGAGUCCUAUUCGCCUGCAUUCGCCGUCUUCGCCAAUGCGUCCCUUCCUCCCCCGACUAACGCGUCGCUCACAGGGGGUUACAACGUCUCUACGCUAGACCCGGUGCUCCAGAUAGCGUGCAAUACCAUCGCGUCGCGUAACCCCGUCGCGGGGCCCCAGCCCCUGAUCAAUGUCACAGGAGGUGCGGCGGGGGAUCCAGCCAGCAUUGGCGUUGCGGUGCUGUUGGCGAAUUGGACAGGGGCGGAGGUGCCCCCGAAGAAUACGACAUACAACGAUAGCUCUGAUGCGGCGACACUGACAUAUGCGCGCGCCGCGACGGAACAGCUUAACUACACGCUAUAUGUUGUCCCUCGUACGAGCGAUGGCGCCAUCAGCCAUCGGAUCGAGCAAGUACAGCUCUGGUCAGACAGUGUGUAUAUGGUUCCGCCCUUCCUCGCAUAUUACGGAAUCACUACCGGAAACCAGACCUUGCUCACCGAGGCAUAUACACAGAUCAAACUCUACCGGAAUUACCUGUAUGACUCUGACAUGAGCCUCUGGCAGCAUAUAGUACUCGGGGAUGUCAACAAUGAUGCGGGCUUCUGGUCGACUGGCAACGGCUGGGCAGCUGCAGGAAUGAUGCGCGUGCUCGCUACGAUCGUGCACUCGCCGUGGGCAGAUAGCAUGUCAAGCGAGAUCAACGACUUGACGAGCUGGGUACAGGAGAUCCACAACGGGAUGUACGGACACCUACAAUCAAACGUAUCGCUGUUCCACAAUUAUGCCAAUGAGACGUCGACGUUUCUUGAUGGCUCGAGCACUGCGCUGGUCGCCUCAACCGUGUAUCGUCUCGCGAUGCUGCGCGGCGUAUACACGCAUCUGCCACUUGCGGAGAAGUGCCGGCAGGCACUGAGCGGGAGCGGAUCGGCCGGCGUGUGGGGUUCGGGGAACGGCGUGGGCCCGGCGAGCACGAUCUCGUACAGCAGCGUGGGCACGAGUCCUCCCGGCGGCUCGUCAUCGUCAUCGUUGACUACGACAACAUCGCGAGCUGUGGGUUCACAGACGUCUACGACUGCCUCAUCCUCCGUCUCUUCCACGUCGACGCCGGUCUCGUCGUAUGCCGCCCCUCAGCCAAGCAGCACCGCGCUGGGGGCUGGGCUGUCCCACUUUAACUCAGAGAUGUGGCUGACGCCGGUGGUGGACCCGUACAACUGGAGUGUGCAAGGCGGGUCGUCGCCUGAAGGUCAGGCAUUCGUCGUCGAGAUGUACGCGGCGUGGCGCGACUGGGUCGAGGCGGGGGCACCAGGCGCGAGCGGUGGACAUCGACGGGCGGGUGCGGGUGGCGCACUGCUCGCGGGCUCGCAUGAUGAGGUGUGGUCUGUCGUAGACCCAACUGUGGACGGUGAACGGUCGCUGGAUGCGUCGUUGUGA